AUGCGCUACAUCUCCACUAUCUCCGCAUUGGUGUUGUCUGCCUCAUUGGCUGCUGCCCAGACAAUCCCUGCACAGGGUCAGCCAGAGUCCCUCCUCAACCCUGAUUUCGCCUUCGUCCGAUCCAAGGUGGCCACUGCCUUAACAUCCACCGGCACAUGCAAAUUCGCGCCCGGUGGUGGCAGCUGCCCCCAGAACGCGCCCUGCUGCAGCGGCGCCGGAUACUGUGGAUCAGACCCUGCCUUCUGCGCCGACAACUGCCAGGCCACUGGAUCGUUCACCGCUGACUCGUGCUGGCCCCUCCCCAUGGCCGUCAACCUCGACGAUCAAUUCAAGGACAAGUCACGUAUGGUCCAAAUCAAGGACUUUAACGGCUUCCCCACCACCGCCGACUGGGUCGUCGAUCGCACUCCUGGCACUCAGGAGCACGCUGUGAUCACCGACGACGACAAGAUGGUCCUCAAGCUCAACAGGCUUGAGAAGCACCCCGAGACAGGCGGUGGUAUCGGUGCGACCGUCCACUCUUCCCGCUGGAUGAAGUACGGCACCAUCGAAGCCCGUCUCAAAACCGCCUCGAGCAUGCCCGGUACUGUCUCUUCGUUCAUCCUGAUCUCGCCCAUCUCGGGUGAUGAGAUUGAUUUUGAGGUCGUCGGCAAGGACCCCAGCGAUGUCCAGACCAACUUUUACUACCGAGUCCAGCCCAACAACACGCAGGUCGACUACACCCACGGUGUGCACAUCAACGUCAACCUCGACACCAGUCUCGACUACCACACCUACCGCCUGGACUGGACUCCUACCGAGAUGAAGUGGUGGUUUGACGGCGAGCUCAAGCGCACAACUCUGGCCUCGGAGGCCGUUGGAUCGUACCCUGACACGCCCAUGAGAAUCGCCUUUGGUCUCUGGGAUGGCGGUCAUGGCAGCAAAGGAACUGCCGAGUGGGCUGGAGAGAACACCUCGUACGAACCCAAUGAUACCCGCGAGUACCAGUUGUCGAUCGACUGGGUCAAGAUCACGCCCAUGGUGCCCGAGAACGCAACCGACCCCUGGCCCGGCGCAAAGUACAUCACGCAGAUGCAGAACGGCCAGAACAACGGCAACACCAACGGUGGCAUCGGUAACGGAGGCGGCAGCAGUGGUGGUAACGGUGGUGGCCCCAUUAUUGGUGGCGAUGGUGGAUGGAUGGGUUCCGAUAACGCAGCCACUGGCCUUUACUCUGCUAGAAGUGUGAUUGUUGGAGGUGUUGUUGCCCUUGCUACAGUUGUUGCCAGCGCUCUUCUCGCCUAA
This is a messenger RNA of Linnemannia hyalina, 1284 nucleotides long. The record is from the annotation of a GenBank genome assembly. NCBI's taxonomy places the organism in Eukaryota, Fungi, Mortierellomycota, Mortierellomycetes, Mortierellales, Mortierellaceae.